AUGGAGCUUUUAUUUCUCUUCUUUCCUGCUUCUAACCUCUCCUACCUAGCCAUUGAAAGCAAACGUAGUUUCGACAACCCCCACUACUCUUUAGACCUUUUCGUCCACAUAUACUAUCACCAUGGAAAAAUCAACAAUAAAAAAUCCAAUACAGACAUCUUCAUGAGCAUCAAACCUGAGCACAUGCGAAACAUCGCCUCGCGAUCUAAAAACCAUGAAUACCGCAGCUAUCUUCUCCCAUCAAAUAUCCAGCGAAUCUGGUUCUACACCUCCAGCCCCGUGCAGUGUAUUGAAUACGUCGCACAUAUAUCCCAGGGCAAACGUCCAGGAGAUGUGCCUGAAGAUGGCGGCAUUGGAAACAUUGAGUUCAACGAGAGCUUGAAGCUCUCCGGUUACGGCUAUGAGAUUCUUUCACUGUGGAAGAUCAACGAACCUAUCAGCUUGAAGAAGGCUAUCGAGGAGGGUUUCCUCAAGGGUCCACCCCAAAAGUAUUGUUGGGUAUGUCUGGAAUUUCUGGAGAAAUAUCCACUGGAUCAACUGAAUCAGUUGUUCUCGACAGUCGGGUGA
Messenger RNA from Penicillium soppii, 567 nucleotides. RefSeq lists its product as uncharacterized. The coding region runs from base 1 to 567 and encodes 188 amino acids. Lineage: Eukaryota; Fungi; Ascomycota; Eurotiomycetes; Eurotiales; Aspergillaceae. The record is from RefSeq and is a predicted model, not a curated record. The transcript has a single exon.